Trematosphaeria pertusa is the source of this 1966-nucleotide messenger RNA. Its product is annotated as MFS general substrate transporter. Bases 174 to 1799 code for a protein of 541 amino acids. Gene Ontology annotation, cellular component: membrane. The record is from RefSeq and is a predicted model, not a curated record. NCBI's taxonomy places the organism in Eukaryota, Fungi, Ascomycota, Dothideomycetes, Pleosporales, Trematosphaeriaceae. The transcript has 5 exons. Gene Ontology annotation, molecular function: dethiobiotin transmembrane transporter activity; biotin transmembrane transporter activity; solute:proton symporter activity. Gene Ontology annotation, biological process: biotin import across plasma membrane.
CUUCAUGUCAACGAAUAGAAUGCUCCGCUCUGAGCUCCCGCGCCUUAUGAGCGUCGGCCGGCAUCGGCUGUAAUGGUAAAGACUUAUAACUGCCUCUACUCUUCUCUCCGAGGAUAUUUCUGAAUUCGUUUCGAUUCCUCGUCUUUUCCUGUACAUUGCCUUGAUUGUUGAGGAUGGCCGCGGACAUCACAGGACGCGGUCCACUAGAGAAAGAGAUUGCAGAGGGCGAGGACGAUGCGCCCAAGUACGGGGACCUCCAUCAGGAUGUUGAGGUUGGGCCGGAGAUGAUUGAUAUUGAUCGGAUCGAGAAGGUGUAUAGCAAACUUGACCGACGGAUAUUACCAGCGUUCUGGGUCCUAUACUUCCUUUGCUCCGCCAUUCGAUCCAAUGUCGGACUUGCGCAGACCAUGAAUCUGGACAAGGGCCAUGACCUGGCCUCCGAGCUUAAUUUGACGCCCAAGCAAGUGUCGACCGGUCUGGCGUUGUUCUAUGUCUGUUAUGUCAUCUUCGACUUUCCCUCCAAUCUGGUCAUGUCGAAGCUUAGCCCGCAUGUCUGGAUGAGCCGUAUUGUUACUGGAGUGGGCAUCAUCGGGACUUGCUUGACCGCUAUGAAAGCCGCUUGGAGCUUCUACCUGCUCCGCCUCCUACUCGGUAUCGUGAUUGCAGGCAUGUGGCCAGGCAUGUCGUACUAUCUUACUCUCUUCUACCCUCCGUCGCGAACAGGCAAGCGCAUUGGAAGAUACUUCACCGCUGCUCAGGUCUCUGCUGCCGUUGUUGGACUGGUCUCAGCCGGCUUUCAAGAAAUGGAUGGCUUAGGUGGGCUUGUGGGCUUUCAGUGGAUGUUCCUGCUUUACGGCCUUGUUGGAACAGUAGUCGGCAUAUCAUUACUAUGGUGGCUUCCGGACCGACCACUUCCUCCCGGCGAAGUUCGAGAGCGCAAGGGAUGGCACAGGUACAUGCCGGAAAGCAGACCGGCUUUGACUGGCGAAGAUGCCAGAAUCCACUACGAGGAUUUGACGCGAGUUUACCACCGGCGUGCGUGGAAUAUGAAUGAUCUGUGGAACGUCAUGAUUGACUGGCGGCUGUGGCCCUUGGUCAUAAUGUACUUUGGAGUGGUAGGAGUCGGCAUUGGUACACAGAGCUAUGGUACCGUCAUCAUCCGCGGCAUAAACCCAAGCUUGACGGGCAUCGAGCUCAGUCUGCUAUUUGCUCCAAUCUGGGUGAUGGAUCUCAUUGCCAUUCUCAUCGUAACUCCCCUUUCCGACCGCUUCCAUCACCACCGCGCUCUCUUUUUCAGCGCCGCCGUCAUGAUCCAAAUAGCAGGCCUCCUUGUCACCACGUUCGCAGGCAACGGCUCAAGCUCCUGGUCGCGCUACGGAGGCCUCCUGAUGGUAGGCUUUGGUCUUGGCCCCACCGUACCAAUAUGCAUGACCUGGACCAAUGAAAUUUUUCAGCCGCGCCACGGCGAGGUCGGUGUAGCAGCAGCCAGCGCGCUCGUGUCCGGUUUGGGUAAUCUCGGCAGCAUUCUGACGACCUACGCGCUCUAUACGGGAUGGCCAGAAGACGCAAAAGGACCACACAAGUAUCGCAAGAGCAACUUGGUCAUGAUCGGGAUACUGUGCGCCAGUAUCCUGAGCGCAGCCGUUAUGGUGACUCUAUUGAGGAUCUUUGGUAACGGAACGGCGAAGCAGGUUAGCAGCGGCAGCUCGACUAUGGAAGGCGGAGAUGGAUACAUUGAUGGAGCGGCGAGGCGGGAGGUGCAACAACGCGGGCUCGGUCGCAUGUUUUGCUUCCGGUGAUGGGAUCCAUCACACUGCCUCGCCACGGAAGUGGAGGCUUUGGGACAACUCUGUAGCAGACGCCGUCUUUCUAGCCUUCGGUGCUGAUGAGCCAUCCUCAAAUUCUAGGAGCAUGCCUGAUAUCCAAUAGUUACGGCCAACACAUGCUGAGGUGCUUUAAGAAUAGC